Hirsutella rhossiliensis is the source of this 1629-nucleotide messenger RNA. RefSeq names its product galactose oxidase, central domain-containing protein. Gene Ontology annotation, molecular function: protein binding. The transcript has 2 exons. The record is from RefSeq and is a predicted model, not a curated record. NCBI's taxonomy places the organism in Eukaryota, Fungi, Ascomycota, Sordariomycetes, Hypocreales, Ophiocordycipitaceae. The coding region runs from base 1 to 1629 and encodes 542 amino acids.
AUGGAGUCCUGGACCCAGCUCCGGCGCCGGUCAACAGGCCUCUUCGCCCACGUCCACCAGAGCCUCCCCUCGAUGCCGCGCCUCGGCAGGCCCUCGUCGUCACGGAAACAACACGGCGCCAUCAGGGCAACGUGGCAGCGCGUCGACGGCCUGCCGCUGUUGCCGCGCUCCUCGCACUCGCUCGACGUCGUCGCCGGCGCCGCCUACAUCUUUGGCGGCGAGCUUAGCCCCCGCGAGCCCGUCGACAACGAUAUGCUGGUCAUUAGUUUGCCGUACAGCAGCGCCGGCGCCGACUACUACAAGGUCAAGGCUGUCGCAGCAAAGGGCGAUGAGCGCCCAGCGUUUGAGGAGCGCUAUGAUGCCGGGGAGCAGCAGCAGAAUGAGGAGGAGACGCCGGGCCAGAGGGAUCUGCAAGAUGUCCCGCUCGGGGAGAACCCGCCGGCCAACAAGGGCAAGGAACCCGCCACGGCCGAGGACCAGCAACCGUCCGUGUCCAACCCCGGCGACGUCCCGGCCCCUCGCGUCGGUCACGCCACCGCCGUCAUCGGCUCGCGUAUCUUCCUCUUCGGCGGCCGCGGCGGCCCGGACAUGACGCCCCUCGACGAGGCCGGCCGCGUCUGGGUCUUCGACACGCGCUCCCGCACCUGGACCCAUCUCGACCCCGUCCCCGCCGUCACACCGGGUGCCGCCGCCGUCCCUCACCCGGCAGCCCGCAGCUACCACUGCGCCGCCGCGACAGAGCACCCGCGCGACCUCGGCCACCCCUCGGCGCCCCGCAAGCCGCAGACGUGGCGCCAGUGGGCCGUCGGGGACUCGGCUCGCACCGGCAUCCCCCAAGACCCCGUCGUCGGCAGCGUCGCCGAGGAGGCCGUCGACUACGACUCUGAGGGCUACGGCACCUUCCUGGUCCACGCGGGCUGUCUCGCCGACGGGGAGCGCACCAGCGACCUAUGGGCCUUUGACGUCGCCUCGCGCACCUGGACCGAGCUCCCCGCCGCCCCGGGCCCGCCCCGCAGCGGCACUGGCAUGUGUAUCAGCAAGAGUCGCCUCUUCCGCUUCGGCGGCUUCGACGGCGCCAGCUCGCUCGGCGGCCAGCUCGACUUCCUACCCCUCGAGCUCGAGACGUUUGACGACAGCACCGCCAAGGCCGAGGUGUCCAUCGCCGCCCGCGCCGCCGGCUGGCAGACCAUCCUGGCCGACAACCCCGACGCCUCGUCGACCGACAUCCCCGUCGAGUGCUCGCAGCAGUGGCCCGCCGCGCGCAGCGUCGCCUCCCUGCACGCCCUCAGCAUCGGCGGCGGCGGGCGCGAGUACCUGGUCCUGGCCAUGGGCGAGGGCAGCCCCAGCGCCGACGGCCACGCCGCCGCCGCCGCCUUCCUCGACGACGUCUGGACCUUCCAGGCCGUGGGCAGGAAGACGGGCGAGGGGAGGUGGACCCGCGUCGAGGCCAGGCCCCUGGACGACGACGAGUACGACGACGACGACGAGCAAGGCAGGCCCGCGCCGAGGGGCUGGCUGGCGAGUGCGCCCAUGGGCGAUGUCGAGGAGAGCGGCAUCGUCAUCUGGGGUGGGGUGGGCCAGGACAACCAGCGCAUCGGCGAUGGCUGGAUCCUGCGGCUGGGCGACUGA